AUGGAUAAGAUGUUUAGGGAAAAAGAUAUGGCAAGAAAGCAUGUAACUUGGGACUACACAAAACAGUUUGAAUUGUUGAGGGACUAUGCUCUUGAACAUCAAGCUACAAACCCAGACACAACAGUCAAAAUAGAUGUGUGUCCUAAUGGCAACCCUGCAUCCCCAACAAGGCAAUUUAUAAGGAUUUAUGUAUGCUUGGGUCCACUGAAAAAAGGUUUCAAGGCAUGUCUUAGAGACUUAGUAGGUUUGGAUGGUGCAUUCAUGAAAGCCCCAUUCCCUGUUCAGGUUCUUAGAGCAGUUGGUCUAGAUUCCAACAAUGGAAUUAAUCCCUUGGCUUAUGCAAUUGUUGAGUCUGAAAACACAGCUAGCUGGAAGUGGUUUUUAGAAAACCUUGGGGAUGACUUGGAGCUUGGGAGCAACUCAAACUAUACUUUCAUAAGUGACAUGAAAAAGGGACCUUUAUGGAGGUGUGCAUCAGCAACCACCAUUCCUGAGUUUAAGCAUUUGAUAAAGGAGUUUAGUGAGUAUGAUAAUGAGGCAUGUCAAUGGUUGAAGCAGAUUCCUCCUAUACAUUGGGCAAGGCGUCAUUUCUCAGGAAGAGCUAUUUCUGAUGUGUUGAUUUCAAACUUGUGUGAAGUGUUUAAUGGGAAGAUAGAUAAAGGCAGGGGCAAACUUGUAAUUUCAUGUUUAGAGUUCAUUAGGGAGUAUCUAAUGAAGAGGAUAUGCAAUGUAAUGAAGGCAAUGAAGAAGGAUAAAGGUUCACUAACACCUACAACAACAGACAUCCUAGAUGUAAGGAAAAAAAAGCAUGCAAUUGCAACUCUGAAUGAAAUGAGCAAAGACCUUGAGGCUGAGCUUGACAUUUACAAGUGGGUACACAAAGUGUAUUGGCUAGAGACAUGGCAAAAAGCUUAUUCAUUUAAGGUGGAACCAAUAAAAGGGAGACCUAUGUGGCCUAAAAGUAAUUAUCCAACAAAGCUAAUCCCUCCUCCACAUCGCACUCAGGUGGGAAGGCCUAAGAAAAAAAGAAGACAAAGUGAGGGUGAAAGGCUAAGCAAAAGGCAGAAGGCAAGUCAAGGUGAUGGAGUCAAUGGGUGCAAGGAGAACAUUCCCAAGGGCCAACAAAUGAUGGAGUGCAGAAGCUAUCAAGGAAACAUAUCAGUGUUACUUGUAGCAAAUGCAAGAAUAAGGGACACAACUCUAGGACCUGUAAAGGGCAAGUUAUGGUUUGAUGAUGUGGUUAUGUAUGGUGCACAGACGCUUGUAUGCUUAACUUGGUAA
This is a messenger RNA of Lactuca sativa (garden lettuce), 1281 nucleotides long. RefSeq lists its product as uncharacterized. Lineage: Eukaryota; Viridiplantae; Streptophyta; Magnoliopsida; Asterales; Asteraceae. The record is from RefSeq and is a predicted model, not a curated record.